UCAAAUUACAAACAACCACAAUGUUGUUUUUAUAUUGCAAAUAAUAGAUAAAUGCAUAAAUUAGUAAAAUCGACUAAAAUGUUUAUGUUCAAAAACUCAACAUUUUGAAGUCUAACCUGGAACGACAUUUGCAUGUCAAACGUCAAACUGAGUUUAGUGAUUCUUUUCUUUUGUCAAAAUAGGCGGAAGUGCUUCAAGAUGUUGAUGCCUAAACAGAAUCGCGUUGCUAUUUAUGAAUACCUCUUUAAAGAGGGUGUUAUGGUAGCCAAGAAAGACUACCAUGCUCCCAAACACCCCGAUUUGGAGAAGAUUCCUAACCUCCAAGUCAUUAAGGCUAUGCAGUCUUUAAAAUCCAGAGGAUACGUUAAGGAACAGUUUGCCUGGAGGCAUUUCUACUGGUACCUUACCAAUGAAGGUAUUGAGUACUUGAGGAUCUUCCUGCACCUGCCUCCUGAAAUCGUACCCGCAACCCUCAAGCGCUCCGUUCGCGCUGAGACCGUCCGCCGCGGCGCCGUUGGCCGCCCAGACGCUCCCGCACGCUCCGCCGAGGACCGGUCAGCAUACCGUCGUGCGCCAACCACACCAGCUGCACAUGACAAGAAGGCUGAUGUCGGCCCUGGAUCUGCUGAUCUUGAAUUCAGAGGAGGUUUCGGACGAGGCAGGCCUGCACCUUAAAUAUAAGUUAAUAAAAAAAAUCUAACGUAAAUCUUAUUGAUUUUAUUUAUUAAAUUAUAAACCUUCUGUUAGAGAAGCUGAAAAGUCAUGUUACCCAUCUCUCAUGAAUGUGUAAUAGAAGGUGUGAAGUCUGUGCUGAAUUUAAAUGAUGGUAAUGGAUGGAAUGGGAUGUGAAACAAAAUCAUUAUGAUCUUUAGAAAUCUUAAAAAAAAGAUAAACUUGUGAUGUUUGGCGUGGCGGUCUGUCUUGUAAUGCGACCGAUAUUAAUGGGAUGGAAUUAUGUCAUGUGAAAGCUAGAUCUGACAGAACCAGCUGGCACAAGGGCCACGGGAAUACCCGAAGUUGAAACAAACAUUGUGAAUUGCUUCAAUUUUCUCCUGAUAACUGAUAGAUCUACCUUAUGUAGAUCAGCCAGCAAACGCAGCAGCAAGCAGUUCGGCAAACGAGCAGACGUAUUACCUGAUGGUAAGCAAUCGAAGCCGCUCAUCAACACCCAAGGAGUUACGAGUGCGCUGCCGACUUUUUAGGGAGGAAUGCAACACUGGUUGUUUCACGUCGGUUGUCUGUGAGGCCCUAGUUUCACUCCAGUCAGGGGUUUAUAGAGUAAAUAAACGAAAAAGUUAUUAUCACUAAGUUAAUAAUUUCAGGUUCAAAUUUUGUUUACAAUGAACUA
Messenger RNA from Spodoptera exigua (beet armyworm), 1348 nucleotides. NCBI's taxonomy places the organism in Eukaryota, Metazoa, Arthropoda, Insecta, Lepidoptera, Noctuidae. The record is from the annotation of a GenBank genome assembly.